Molecule: messenger RNA, 219 nt
Organism: Micromonas pusilla CCMP1545
Lineage: Eukaryota; Viridiplantae; Chlorophyta; Mamiellophyceae; Mamiellales; Mamiellaceae
Exons: 2
Coding region: 1-219 (72 amino acids)
Source: RefSeq, a predicted model, not a curated record
AUGAAGGCGAUCCGACUCGAGCGCGUCGCCGACCGCGCGGGGCACAACGACGCGCGCGAGGCACACACCAUGGGCGUCAUCGACACGAUCAAAUCCGAGAUCGCACACCAGUUCAGCGACGCGAACCGGGAGAGCACGGUGACCUUCCUCCGAUCCGCCGGGCUCUUCGUGACGGCGAUCGUGUUCAUGCGGAACUUCGGGGACGCGAUGGCGAUCUAG